Messenger RNA from Leptinotarsa decemlineata (Colorado potato beetle), 391 nucleotides. RefSeq names its product NADH dehydrogenase (ubiquinone) MNLL subunit (gene ND-MNLL). The record is from RefSeq and is a predicted model, not a curated record. NCBI's taxonomy places the organism in Eukaryota, Metazoa, Arthropoda, Insecta, Coleoptera, Chrysomelidae. Gene Ontology annotation, cellular component: mitochondrion; respiratory chain complex I.
AUGGCCAUAUCAGUCGGCCGUUUAUUUCGAAGGUAUUGUCUGGUUACCUUUUUACCAUUCUUUGUAGUGAGUAGCAUCUACGCUGAUUAUACGCGGACUCAACUUUACAAAGCAUCAUUGAAAAGGAAUGAAAAUGCUAUCAAUUUUUCCUAAAGGAAUUACUUUAACAGCCUUUCCUGUAAUAGGAUAUUGCAUAGGAUGGUAUUUGGAUAAGAAAGAAACUGAAAGAUUAGUUCUCUUUCGGGAUAAAAGCGCUCUGUAUGGAAGAAUCCUGAAAGAAGGAGAGAAGCCCACAUGGCCUUAGUCACAUAGUUUCCUUCAAUUUGAAUUGUGAAUAGAAAUAAUAAAUGAAGUAGUUUGUCUGAAAUGGAUAGGCUUACUCUAUCAUCAA